This is a messenger RNA of Ahaetulla prasina, 2581 nucleotides long. RefSeq names its product photoreceptor outer segment membrane glycoprotein 2-like. Gene Ontology annotation, biological process: visual perception. NCBI's taxonomy places the organism in Eukaryota, Metazoa, Chordata, Lepidosauria, Squamata, Colubridae. The transcript is spliced from 4 exons. The record is from RefSeq and is a predicted model, not a curated record. Gene Ontology annotation, cellular component: membrane. The coding region runs from base 170 to 1246 and encodes 358 amino acids.
CAAGCAGGCGGUGGUGGCGCCUCAGUCGUCGUCGCCGUCUCUAUGGUAACUGCGGGACCGGACCGGACUAGGGCUUCUGAGAUAUGACUUUGAUACUCUGAACACACAUUGAUAAUCUGAUUACAAGAUUUUCCUGAGCAAAGCUUCUUCUCUUAAUCCUGUAGUGACCAUGGCCAUUCUUAAAGUAAAAUUCACCAAAACCAAACGAGACAAACUGGCUCAAAUCCUAUGGAUCCUCAACUGGUUUUCUGUGAUAUCUGGUGCAGUUGUGUUCAGCCUUGGACUCUUCCUAAAGAUCGAAAUAAGGAAACGCAAGGAAGUGAUAGCGAAAUGGGAUAUUAACUCUGUUCCAAAUACUUUAAUUUCUAUUGGAGCCAUAGUUUGCAUGAUCAACCUUUUUGGAGGUAAAAUAUGUUAUGACUGUACGGAUGCCAAUAAAUUUAAUCGCUGGAAGCUGAUCAUGCUUCCUUAUAUUGUAUGCACUCUCUGUUUUACCUUCUGCAUCUUUGUGGGUGCUAUUAUGUGCUAUACAAUGAGAAAUGAAUUAGAAGAAUCUCUAUAUCUGGGACUGGGAAAUGCUAUUAAAUUUUACAAAGAUACAGACAUUCCUGGAAGAUGCUUUUUGAAGAGAACUAUAGACACUUUGCAGAUCAGAUUCCAGUGCUGUGGAAACAAUGGUUUUAGGGAUUGGUUUGAAAUUCAGUGGGUAUCACCUCGUUAUCUGGAUAUGACUUCAGAGGAUGUUCUAGACCGCCUAACAAGUAAUAUUGAUGGGAAAUUCUUGGUGGAUGGAGUUCCCUUCAGUUGUUGCAAUCCUAACUCGCCCCGGCCCUGUAUCCAGUACCAACUCACAAACAACACUGCUCACUAUCGUUAUGAUUUUAUGACAGAAGAACUUAAUAUCUGGAUGAAAGGAUGCAGGGAAGCCCUUCUGGAUUAUUACACUGACAUCAUGAGGUCCAUUGGCAUCACCACGUUUGUCGUUUGGGUGUUUGAGCUACUGGUCCUCAUUGGAGUUCGUUAUCUUCAAACAUCAAUGAGGAACCUUCUUCUACAGGUGGAUCCACUCUGUGACUCUGAUGGCUGGUUAUUUGAAAACAGUUUUGUGGAAACUGCCAUGUGGAACAUCAACAAAAUUAAACAUCUUGGCAAAGUAUCAAGUGUUUUGGAUAAUUCUAAUAUGGAUGUUUGCACUGCAAACCACAAUUCAGAAAAUACUACCCCCAAAUAUAUCCCUGCAGCUUAAUUGAAGACCUGGCAACUGCAUCACAAUGUAUAAGAACAUGGCUGUCAACCUAUCAAAACAGAAAGAGGUAUUCGGUUUGUGUGAUGUGCUAUGCCAUGGCUGUGCCAUACGAUAUUAGCUUGCUUGCUUGCUUGCUUUUGUUCCUCCCCACCUUAGCAACUUAUUUUGACGCUCAAUCCUUAAAGAGAUGGUAUUGGACCAAUAACAGAAUAAGCCCAAAGCAGCGUUUGGCACUCUGGGAAUAAUCUUAACAGUGAGGGGAAUGGUGAUUGUUGAGGGGGUUGCCACUCUUGAAAGACCAUCAUUAUUAAACAGGUCUAACCAAAAAAAUUUGAGCACAGUGUCUGAAAUAACAUCUAUAAAGAUGGCGAUUCUUCUUAUGUAAAUUUUAAGUAUCAGAGAAUACCUGGGAUAUCAAGUAUAAAGAAUAACAUAUCAGAUGGAUUACUUUUGGUUAUUUUAUAUCACUUGCACUACUUUGAGCAUCUAAUCCAGGGGUGGGAAGAAGGAAAUCUGUGACUCGUUGCCAAUUUCUCCUUGGCCAUCUGUUGCCUACAAGUUGUGAGAAAUUUGUAAAUAUGGCUGAUUCAUUUGAGCAUUUUGUUUAAGAAUAUACUCAGAAUCAAAUAACUAUAGUUAGUAAGAAAUUUACCUAAGUACACUUUGUAAAAUUAAAGUAUUUAUCCUUAAAAUGUUAGUUAUGUUCACUGCCUUGAGUUAUAUAUGGGAUAAAAGUCAGGAUAAAAAUAUUAAAACAAAAACAAAACCACUGGUGGUAAUUAAAAAGGCAUUUAGUUCAGCCCUAUUCUUAGCUUUCCACUAAAGGGGUCAUCAGGCCAAGAUAUUUAUUUUUUAGAGAUGAGAAAGACAAAUCUGUUUCAACAAAAGCAGAUUCAAGUUGGAAUUCUUGUUCCAAUUAUUAAUCAAAAGUCACUGAUGACAUUAGCAAGACAAGUAUGAAAGAUGCAGCAGCAUCUGCUUUGAUAACAAAAAUAAUUUAAUUAAGAUUUCUAGUAUUAUUUUCUCUAUAUAUGGAUAGCAAUUAUAAGAAGACUACUUUUUAAACCUGCUAUGCCUGGAAAUUAUCCAUUACAUUCAAAGGCCAUAUUAUUGAAAAAUGGGGGGGGGAAAAAGUAAUUGAGAGUUAAAUCCCUGAACCAAGAGGAUCACUUGGCCAUUGAAAACCUAGCUUUCAGCACAUGCAAAAUCCAGCAUCUGAUUUACAUGUGUUGAUUUGCCUCACUUAGUGCUUUUUUCCACUAUUUCACAGUCCCAUGUGUGAACUGCACUGAAAAUACUGUCAUUCGAACUAUGUCUCUGCUGUAUGUGUUCUUU